This is a messenger RNA of Hermetia illucens (black soldier fly), 5014 nucleotides long. RefSeq names its product MOXD1 homolog 2 (gene olf413). Gene Ontology annotation, molecular function: dopamine beta-monooxygenase activity; copper ion binding. The transcript is spliced from 12 exons. NCBI's taxonomy places the organism in Eukaryota, Metazoa, Arthropoda, Insecta, Diptera, Stratiomyidae. Gene Ontology annotation, cellular component: secretory granule membrane. Gene Ontology annotation, biological process: norepinephrine biosynthetic process; octopamine biosynthetic process; dopamine catabolic process. Bases 1119 to 3248 code for a protein of 709 amino acids. The record is from RefSeq and is a predicted model, not a curated record.
CUCGAAGUAUUUGGUUGUGCUGCCAGUUGCCGCGUCGUAGUUUCGUGCGUUAGUUCCGCGCUUGCAUGGAAGUUGAGAAGGUUCUGGCUGUGCAGACCCUUUUUGUUGAGUGAGAAAAGUUAUUAGAAGAAUUUUCGCAAGGAAAUAUCCUUAGUACAUGAAGUGAAGUUUUCCGUCAAUCGUGGGUGGAUCGUUUCGAUUAAAUACGGUUUCUGAGAGAAAAAAGAAAAUUAUUGAAAUUCCAAUAAGACCCAGUACCGCGCACAGUGUGGGUUCUUUUCGGUGCAAAAUCGGAGAAAUUAUUCAGGUUUUGAUUUCGGUUACCGUUCGGGUGCUGCAGGGAAAAUUCGAUUAAGUAAAUUGUGUCCUUUUAAAAGCAAUAUUCGUAUCUUGAAGAUACAAUUGAGUGGUGUAGGAGGAAAAAAAUUUUGAAAAAAUAUUCUAAAAUUAUGAGGAAGAAUAUUAAUUCGGCUUAUAAUUGAUUUUUCUCUGUUGAAUUCUUGAGAAGAGGAAAAAGAAAGGUACCGUACGGUAGAGAAGGUUUUGUGUCGUUACAUACUUACAUGAUAUAAUAUGUAAGCUUGUCCUUCGGUAAGAGUGAUCGGAUUUCUUUUGAUAAGUUGCCUUUUUUUUGAAAUUACAAGAAAUGGUUGUGAAACGACGGGUGUGCUAACAAAUAAGACAAGUGCUCCGUAAUUUUUGGCGGGUAUUUUAGUUUGCGUCCUUUUUUAUAGAAAUUUUGUAUUCAGUUUUCGUUCAUAUCGAAACCGUUUGAUGAAAUUCAUGUGUUUCGCGAAUUUUUAAGUUGAUCGGCGAGGAAAGAAUAUGAAGUAGAAACAGCGGAUUUGAUGAGUAUCUUUUUGUUUCUCGAAGAAUGCUCAAGGUGCCAGCGGCAUUAAGAAAGACCCUAUUUUGGAUAUACGUACAUGUUCGGAGUUAACAAAUUCAAUUGUCUUAGAGCCAAUCGAUGAUGAAACGUGCGGACGUAAAUUGAAUUGGAUGUACAAGGAAAUCGUGUCUACUGCGGAUUGUCGUGCUAUACUUUAAGCAUCGAUAUCACACUUUCCCUGCCGGUGGGAAAGUAUCUAGAUUAUCAAAAUUGCAAAUAUCUAAAUAAAAUGUAUAAAAGAAAUCUGAACCGGACCAUGUUUUCAAAGAUGUCGAUCAUCACAAGGAUGACGGAAACAUCGUCACCAUUUGUUAUGUUUUUCCUGGUGCUGUGCUUAACGACAAUUGUGCCGGUCCAUUCAAUAUCAUGGGAUCGGUCAGUAGAUCUUAAUAAUGAUUUUCGGUUGCUUUGGACAAUCAAUAAGCAAGAAAUCACAUUUGAAGUUCAAGUGCGAACAUUAGGAUAUGUAGGAUUAGGAUUCUCACGAGAUGGACAGCUGGGCGGUUCGGACGUUGCAGUCGGAUGGGUGGAUCAGGGACAAGCAUAUUUCCAGGAUCGUCAUGUUAAGAGGAACGGUGACAUGGAACCAGUUGUAGAUCCAUCACAAGAUUACGUACUCAUGCUGGGAUACGAAAAUGCAACACAUACUGUGCUCAGAUUUAAGAGGAAAUUAGAUACAUGUGAUACUGCACAUGAUAUUCCCAUAACGAACGAUACUAUGCGAAUUAUCUACAUGUAUCACGAGGAUGAGCCACGUCACGGAUCUGUGGUCCCAGGGUCGCUUCCUGAUCCUUUGGAAGCAUACCGAGAAUAUCGGCCUCUAUUCCUGACAGAAAAGUACCGAAUUCCCCCGAAGCCCUUCAAGGACGAGCGUGUCCGCAUCCUGGAGCUACGCAACGAGGACGUUGAAUUGCCACGUGGAGAUGAUACGCUAUUUUGGUGUAAAAUGUUCAAAUUGGAAGACAUAAAUCGGAAGCAUCAUUUAAUACGGUAUGAAGCGGUAAUCGAUUCACCAUCAAGUUUGCAAUAUUUACAACACAUUAUCCUGUACGAGUGCCAAGGCAAUGCACCUGAAUUGGAACAAAUGGCUCGCGAACAGGGCCGGGUAUGCCAUAAACCAUCGCCGUUUCUUGAGUGCAAUGCCAUUGUAGCUGCAUGGGCCCGUGGCUCAGAGGGCUUCACGUAUCCAGAUGAGGUUGGCUAUCCGCUGGACUCCCGACAGGCUAAGUACUAUCUAAUGGAAACACACUACAGUAACCCAAAUCCGGAUUUUACGAAAUUACAUGCACGACAAAUGGUCGAUAAUUCGGGAUUAAAAAUUUACUUUACACAUAUGGUGAGGAGGAACGAUGCCGGCGUACUAUCUAUCGGCAUGGAUCCAAACUGGAGACACAUCAUUCCUCCAGGACAGAAAAGAGUGAUAUCUGAAGGACAAUGUUUAGAAGACUGCACUGGUUUCGCUUUUCCAGCUCAGGGGAUAAAUAUUUUUGCUGUGAUGAUGCAAACUCGGAUGAUCGGAAAAGAAGUUAAAUUGAGACAGAUACGACGUAAUGAAGAACUCCCACCAAUCGCUCAUGAUAGUAAUAUCGAUCCAAAUUAUCAGGAAUAUCGAAGAUUACCCCAAGAGGUCCGUUCACUGCCAGGCGAUAGACUUAUUGCUGAAUGCAUUUACGAUAGUUCGUCACGGAAAACAAUUACAUUAGGUGGACUAACGACACGUGAGGAGAGUUGCAUUGUUCUAACACUUUAUUAUCCGCGUCAGAAGGAAUUAACGACAUGCCAUUCAUUACCCAGUUUGCCGACAGUGUUGCAUUCGCUGGGCAUCGAGGAUCUAGCAACGGGUUCAAAUCCACUAUUGAUUUCAUCACCCCCAGAAUUGGCCGGAAUGACGCUGGAAUCACGUCUGGUCUCGUACGAUUGGGAAAAUCAAUUUAAUAAAUUCCAGCAAGUCACUAGACGUGGCUCAUUUAAGCCAUUAUGCUGGGGAGCCAAAAACCGCCUGAUACCGGGUACGGAAUACCUGGAGGGCUAUAGUCCAAACAUAACAAAAGUGUGGAAGCAACCGCGACGUUGUAAACCGAAGCGACUAUUUGCAACCGAAACGAAUUUCGAAAUGCCUGUAAUCGUUCAGGAGGACGACACUAGCAAUAAUAUAAUAGAAGGAGCGGCAAGGAGUAAAGUAUCGCGAAGUUCAGCCACCGAAACGAUGGGUUUCAGUUCCGGACGCAGCAUCUACUCAUCCACAAUGUGGAUAGCAUCAACAACGGCCACGACGACAGCCACAGCAUUACUGCUGCAUCGAUCGUUAUGGUACACAAUAGCCGUUGUCCUACUGCCCCGGAUAUUAAGGAUAUCAUAAAAGUCGUAGAAUUUUUAUGAUAGUUUUCCCUGGAUGUGUUUCGUUUUUAUAACAACUCGCCCUUGGAGUAAAGAGGGUUAAAAUAUCAGAUUCAGUCAGACUUAGGAGCCAAGGGGAAAAUAUCCUUAAUAAAUUUAAAGCAAAAUUAGGAUGUGUAUUUUUUCGAAUUGUAGUUGGAGUAUAAUGCCGUUGUAUAUAGAACUUUAUAAAAAGUAUAUUUGUCUGUUGUUAUUAGUUAUUAAAAGCUAAUUAUUAUUGAAUAUUUUUAAAUAUUUAUGUACAGUCAGUAAUCUAAGUCCUAUUUAUAACUAUUUUGUUACUUUAGCCUCUUAUUUCACGUAUUCUUAAGGAGCUCUCAUGGGCGACUAAAAACCUUUUCUAAAUGCCAAGAACUAUUCGUUUGUUUCGCCGAUUUUAUUGUAAUCCUACACAACCCAACAAUCGUUAAGCAUUAAACCUAAUAGGCAAUAUAUAUCAUAUAUAUAUUUUUUACAAACUAAACUAAACCGUAAAUCAGCAGUAAAUUCAACUCGCAAUAAAGCAAGGUAUAAAUCAUUAGAAAUAUAAAUAAAUGAAUAAAUGAACUAGGCAAAACCAGAUAAAAGAUAUUGUCAUAAACGAGUAAUUUUCUACACGCCCUCUGUACUAAAAUUUCAUAUUCGUAACAGUGUCUUCUUUCCAAGCAAAUAAACUGUAUCGAACGAAAGCAAAUGUGGUUGUGCACCCUGUAACAUUCUCAUUUCACUCUUGGAAAAACGAACUAAGUCACAGUCAAAGAUUUUUCCGAGCAGCUUUGACUAUGCACAAAAUCUAAUUCGUAUGAAAUUAUGUUCCUCUUUUCAAGAUAAAACACACACACAUCAUUUGAAAACACGCCAAAAAGGACGUAAAUAUUUUCUACCCCAGUUGCUUUUCCUCUUGUGAAAAACGCUAUUGCUACCCUUUAUAAAAGAAAAGCAAAUAAAUAAUUUCUAUGAAUGAAGAACUGAAUAAAAACUUUAAAAAAAUUUAGAAAUGUUAGUGAAAAAAGGAAAAAGAUUCAAAUGGAAAAAAUAUGCUGUUAAUCAAUAAAUAAUCAAUAAAAAAAGAUGAAUACUAGCCAGUAGAUAACCAAUAAGUAACAGAAAGAUGUAAGCUAAUAAUAUCUAAGAGAAUGAGAAAUAGUAGUACGUAAAAAUCCUAGGCGUUGUUUUCUAAUAGCUAAUUUUAGUGUACAAUAUUUUUGGAAUUUAUGAGAUGGUAGCGGUUUUUAAACGUUUAAAGGAGACACGCUCAUAUAUUUCAUAAAUACGAGUAUAUUUGAAAGGGAUGAAAGUGAUUAUUAUAAGAGAAAGAUGAAAAGAUAGAACUAAAACCUAUGUAAGAAGGAAAAGAAACAUGUGAUGCAUUUCAAAAUCGGAUAAGUAAUAGAAAAACAAUAAAAUUUCCAAAAAGAAAAAGGACUCUUAUUGUGUAGUUGAUGAAAACGGAAUAAUAAAAUUAUUUAAAAGGAAAAAAAUAGAAACCUAAAAGCAAAAAUAUUUAUUUUAUUGAGCGCGUAAUUUUUUUAAUCCAGUUUUUGUUUUUAUUCUGAAACUAACAAGUCCAGAUAAAAAUAACAUUUCUGUAAAAUAAUUGUGUAAAUAGUCGAGUUAAAAUUUAGUUUAAGAAACUACUAAUAUAAACAAACUGUUGAGAAGACUAAAAGCAAAAUGAAAGUUGUAGCAAUUUUGAGGAAAUAAAAUAAAAUUAAAGAAAAUGGAAAAAAUUCAAAGAAAGUAAUAGAA